AGGGGGAGAAUUUCUUCCUCCAUUGUUACAUUGUAACAAACGGGGCCGGGGCGGAACGAGAAGAACCUGAAGGCGUCUUCUCGUUUCUACAUCUGCAACGUUCUCACCGACGGAGAGAAGUCCCAAAUCUGAAGAAGAGGAAGAGGAAGAGGAAGAAGAAGAAGAAGUAGUAAGCACCGCCGACCGAAGCGCCCCGGUGAGCAGGAUAAGCGAACACAGAUGUCAGCGGAUUUCUCCAUCGCAGCUCCUCUCCACCAGAUAAGACUCGUUCGUGUUAUUGAUGCACAGAAUCGUUGGGAGAUAAAUCUCAGCUGGUCACAUGACGCCCCCGCUGUGCUUCUCUCAGGGGCGUGCAGCAGCUCGCGCACACAGAUCCGGCUUUCUUCGGGAGCGUUCACUGUGCAGAACAAUGAGCAUGGAGCAUAAGUAGCCUCGUACAGUCGGGUAGAAGUGUUGCACGUUGACAAGCUUCCACACACACACACACACACACACACACACACACACACACACACACACACUGCUCCACGGGCUGCAGUCUGGGGACGUUGUGGAGACACACACACACACACACAGGGCGUUGGGAGAUUGAUGAGCAGCUCGCAUUGGAGAGAGGAGCGACCUGCGAGCUGCUUGGAACAAGGGUCCCUGCUUCUGCCCCAGACAGUGAGUUUCCAUGGAGGCAGGUUCGUCCCUCAGCCUCAAACGCAGAUAUGAAGAGGUGGACCACAGCUCUCCAUUCUCCACUCCUAAAGACUCUGACGAGGACAUCUCCAGCAGCGACAGCGCGGACAGCUGCGACAGCCUCAACCCCCCCUCCAGCGCUACAUUUACCCGUAAGGAACAGCAGGAGACACUCCUUAAAGCCACCUCCAUCCUCAGACAGCACAAGCCGUCUCCGGGGGGGAAGCGGGUGCGUUUCGAUGUGGUGACGGUGUACUACUUCCCCCGGCGGCAGGGCUUCACCAGCGUGCCCAGCCAGGGGGGCAGCUCCCUGGGCAUGGCCCGGCACCACUCCUCCAUCAGACGCUACACGCUGGGCGAGUUCGCCCGCGAGCAGGAGAGCAGCCACCGGCACACUCUGCAGCAGCACCUGCGCCAGGAGAAGCUCAACGCCCGCAAGAUGAAGCUGACGAGGAACGGCACGGUGGAGUGCGCUCAGGCCGACCUGCUGACUCUGGAGGACGUGUCUGACGAGGACCUGGACGUGGACGGGGUGGAGGUGGACGACUGCUUUUUCCUCCAGCCGCUGCCCACAAAGCGCCGCCGAGCCCUCCUGAGAGCCUCUGGCAUCGCCCGCAUCGACGCUCGGGAGAAAGCGGAGCUCAGGACCAUCCGCCUGUCGAGGGAGGAGUGCGGCUGCGACUGCCGCCUGUACUGCGACCCCCGGCACUGCGGCUGCAGCCAGGCCGGCAUCAAGUGCCAGGUGGAUCGAAUGUCGUUCCCGUGCGGCUGCUCUCGGGACGGCUGUGGAAACGCAGCGGGCCGCAUCGAGUUCAACCCUCUGCGUGUCAGAACGCACUACCUGCACACCAUCAUGAAGCUGGACCUGGAGAAGAGGAGGAUGCUCCUACAAGGCGCCGGGGACCAGUAUGCUGAAUCUGACCACAUGUCCUCCCCCUCCUCCUGCCCCACCUCUCCCGCCCUCUCCUCAGCCGCUGGCCUGGACUCGGAACUGGAGGAGAGCGAGGCACAGAUGGUGGUGGAGGUUCAGGAUCUCCUGGCAGAGCAGGACAUCCUGGAGCGGGAGAACGAGACAGCCGUGUUGCACCUGCAGAGCGCGGAGGAGCAGGAGAGGAGGGAGCGGGAGGAGGCGGAGGGGGAGGAGCUGGGAGCCGGGGGCCUCACGGAGCAACCUCUCUGCCUGCUGCCCGAGCAGGCCGACGUGGAGCAGGUCCUUCUGCAGGGGCCGUUCCCCACAGGGACCACGGUGCUCUGCAUCACUGACAACCAGGAGGAGAGCCCCUCUGAGCUCCUCAAAGACUCCUCGUCUCUGCUCUACUACCAGCUCAGCCCCAUCGAGCCGGGAGCCUUCGAGCCCCGAGCGGAGGAGGAGGAGGAACAAGAUGAGAGCCUGGCGGAGUCGGGAGGAGAGAAGCCCGACGAGAGGAGCUGCAGGCAGAGUUUGGGGAAGUCUCUGAGCGACGUGAUGCUGUGCUCGGAGGAGUGCGUGGCGGCCGUGGAGCAGAGCCUCCCUGAAGGCCCGUGCCAGCGGGAGUCGUGCGCGGAGUCGUGCGCGGAGGCGACGGUGAACCCGAUGCCGCCUGAAGUUUAGCUCCAGCUGCUCUGCAGAUGUUUUGCACAAUAGCUUCAUCCAAGAUGAAAAAAGAUAAUUACACAUUUCACAUUUAUUACUGCUAUCAUCCAGAAUUAUUACAGGUUGCAAUGUCCUUGUGUGG
Messenger RNA from Cottoperca gobio, 2399 nucleotides. It is a transcript of the gene csrnp2, whose product is annotated as cysteine-serine-rich nuclear protein 2. NCBI's taxonomy places the organism in Eukaryota, Metazoa, Chordata, Actinopteri, Perciformes, Bovichtidae. Gene Ontology annotation, biological process: regulation of transcription by RNA polymerase II. Gene Ontology annotation, cellular component: nucleus. The record is from RefSeq and is a predicted model, not a curated record. The transcript has 5 exons. The coding region runs from base 677 to 2275 and encodes 532 amino acids. Gene Ontology annotation, molecular function: sequence-specific DNA binding; DNA-binding transcription factor activity, RNA polymerase II-specific.